UUCAUUUUAAUUUUUCUGGGAUAUCGAUAUAUAUUUAGAGUUGGCGUAGCAAAUCGUUAGAAAUUUACAAGACUAAUAAAAUUAUAAAAAAGUAUCCAAAAAAUUUUCAAAUAUGUGGGCGUGGCAGUUUUAUGCGCUAUGGUUCUUGAGAUCUCGACGUUCAUUGGGACAGGAAAAAUCUUCGCUUCGCGCAGCCAUCGUGCAGCAGCGCCACCGCCUAGACCCCAAGAUUAGACUGUGGAAGCCACAAAGUAAUCUGUUAGUUGACGCGAAGGCUCUAACUUUUUACGCGGGCAGAAAGAGAGGAAAGAACCGAGUCGACCAGUCUAGUGGAGCGCCGUACCCAUCGAGUAACCGAAGAAGAGAAGCAGCCGCAGCGGGACCGCAGCCGCCGAUAAAUCGAGACCCUGGGAUGUGUAUUUAAAUUAAUUGCCAGAAAAAUGUAUAAUUAAAAGAGAACCCCAAAGUGAGGUUGAAAGCGCGGGAAAAAUUAGCGGGGUAGGAGUCAAAAAUACAAAAAAAGAAGUUCUUGAUAAAGUGAACAAAUAAAAAUCUGAAAUAUAUAUAUAAAAAAAAAGCUUGAACUCUGUCUGA
This is a messenger RNA of Drosophila mauritiana, 594 nucleotides long. RefSeq lists its product as uncharacterized. Bases 113 to 424 code for a protein of 103 amino acids. Lineage: Eukaryota; Metazoa; Arthropoda; Insecta; Diptera; Drosophilidae. The record is from RefSeq and is a predicted model, not a curated record. The transcript is spliced from 2 exons.